Molecule: messenger RNA, 3399 nt
Organism: Puma concolor (puma)
Lineage: Eukaryota; Metazoa; Chordata; Mammalia; Carnivora; Felidae
Source: RefSeq, a predicted model, not a curated record
AUGGCGAGGCCUGUGAAGGAAGCAGUUGGAGGGAAGGGACUGGGACCCAGGUAUAUACAAGCUGAACCACCCACCAACAAGUCCUUGUCUAGCCUGGUUGUACAGCUGCUACAGUUUCAGGAAGAAGUUUUUGGCAAACAUGUCAGCAAUGCACCACUCACUAAACUGCCGAUCAAAUGUUUCCUAGAUUUCAAAGCAGGAGGCUCCCUGUGCCACAUACUUGCAGCUGCCUACAAAUUCAAGAGUGACCAGGGAUGGCGGCGUUACGAUUUCCAGAAUCCAUCACGCAUGGACCGCAACGUGGAAAUGUUCAUGACCAUUGAGAAAUCCUUGGUGCAGAAUAACUGCCUGUCUCGACCUAACAUUUUUCUGUGCCCAGAAAUUGAACCCAAACUGCUAGGGAAAUUAAAGGACAUUAUCAAGAGACACCAGGGAACAGUCACUGAGGAUAAGAGCAAUGCCUCCCAUGUUGUGUAUCCCGUCCCAGGGAACCUGGAAGAAGAGGAAUGGGUACGACCAGUCAUGAAGAGGGAUAAGCAGGUUCUUCUGCACUGGGGCUACUAUCCUGACAGUUACGACACUUGGAUCCCAGCCAGUGAAAUUGAAGCAUCUGUGGAAGAUGCUCCAACUCCUGAGAAACCUAGGAAGGUUCAUGCAAAGUGGAUUCUGGACACAGACACUUUCAAUGAAUGGAUGAAUGAGGAAGACUACGAGGUGAAUGAUGACAAAAGCCCUGUCUCCCGCCGAAAGAAGAUUUCAGCCAAGACACUGACAGAUGAGGUGAACAGCCCAGAUUCAGACCGACGGGACAAGAAAGGGGGGAACUAUAAGAAGAGGAAGCGCUCUCCCUCUCCUUCACCAACCCCAGAAGCUAAGAAGAAAAAUGCUAAGAAAGGUCCCUCAACACCUUACACCAAGUCAAAGCGUGGCCACAGAGAGGAGGAGCAAGAAGACCUAACAAAGGACAUGGAUGAGCCUUCACCAGUCCCCAAUGUAGAGGAGGUGACAUUGCCUAAAACAGUAAACACUAAGAAGGAUUCCGAGUCAGCCCCAGUCAAAGGAGGCACCAUGACUGACCUGGAUGAACAGGAGGAUGAAAGCAUGGAGACCACGGGCAAGGAUGAGGAUGAAAACAGUACGGGGAACAAGGGAGAGCAGACGAAGAACCCGGACCUGCAUGAGGACAAUGUGACUGAACAGACCCACCACAUCAUUAUUCCCAGCUAUGCUGCCUGGUUUGACUAUAAUAGUGUUCAUGCCAUUGAGCGGAGGGCUCUCCCUGAGUUCUUUAACGGCAAGAACAAGUCCAAGACUCCAGAAAUCUACCUGGCUUAUCGAAACUUCAUGAUUGACACUUACCGGCUGAACCCCCAAGAGUAUCUUACCUCCACUGCCUGCCGCAGGAACCUGGCGGGUGACGUCUGUGCCAUCAUGAGGGUCCAUGCCUUCCUAGAGCAGUGGGGUCUUAUUAACUACCAGGUGGAUGCUGAGAGUCGACCAACCCCGAUGGGGCCUCCGCCCACCUCUCACUUCCAUGUCUUAGCAGACACGCCGUCAGGGCUGGUGCCUCUGCAGCCCAAGACACCGCAGGGCCGCCAGGUUGAUGCUGAUACCAAGGCUGGGCGAAAGGGCAAAGAGCUGGAUGACCUGGUGCCAGAGACGGCUAAGGGCAAGCCAGAGCUGCAGACCUCUGCUUCCCAGCAAAUGCUCAACUUCCCUGACAAAGGCAAAGAGAAACCAACAGACAUGCAGAACUUCGGGCUGCGCACAGACAUGUACACAAAGAAGAACGUCCCCUCCAAGAGUAAAGCUGCAGCCAGUGCCACUCGAGAGUGGACGGAACAGGAGACCCUGCUACUCUUAGAGGCACUGGAAAUGUACAAAGAUGACUGGAACAAAGUGUCAGAACACGUGGGAAGCCGCACGCAGGAUGAGUGCAUCUUGCAUUUUCUUCGUCUUCCCAUUGAAGACCCGUACCUGGAGGACUCAGAGGCCUCCCUGGGCCCCCUGGCCUACCAGCCUAUCCCCUUCAGUCAGUCAGGCAACCCUGUUAUGAGCACUGUUGCCUUCCUGGCCUCUGUCGUCGAUCCUCGAGUCGCCUCUGCUGCUGCGAAGUCGGCCCUAGAAGAGUUCUCCAAAAUGAAGGAAGAAGUACCCACAGCCUUGGUGGAGGCCCACGUUCGGAAAGUGGAGGAAGCCGCCAAAGUGACAGGCAAGGCGGACCCAGCCUUCGGUCUGGAAAGCAGUGGUAUCGCUGGAACCACCUCUGAUGAGCCUGAGCGGAUCGAGGAGAGCGGGACUGAUGAGGCACGGGCAGAGGGCCAGGCCACAGAGGAGAAGAAGGAGGCCAAGGAGCCCCGAGAAGGAGUUGGGGCUGUCGAGGAAGAAGCGAAAGAGAAAACCAGCGAGGUUCCCAAGAAGGAUGAAGAGAAAGGGAAGCAAGGUGACAGCGAGAAGGAGUCAGAGAAGAGCGAUGGGGACCCAAUAGUCGACCCCGACAAGGAGAAGGAACCAAAGGAGGGGCAGGAGGAGGUGCUGAAGGAAGUGGUGGAGUCAGAGGGGGAGAGGAAGACGAAAGUGGAGCGGGACAUCGGCGAGGGCAAUCUCUCCACCGCCGCUGCUGCUGCCCUGGCUGCCGCCGCUGUGAAGGCCAAGCACCUGGCCGCCGUGGAGGAGAGGAAGAUCAAAUCGCUGGUGGCCCUGCUGGUGGAGACCCAGAUGAAAAAGUUGGAGAUCAAACUCCGGCACUUUGAAGAGUUGGAGACGAUCAUGGACCGGGAGCGAGAGGCACUGGAGUAUCAGAGGCAGCAGCUCCUGGCCGACAGACAAGCCUUCCACAUGGAGCAGCUGAAGUACGCAGAGAUGAGGGCCCGGCAGCAGCACUUCCAACAAAUGCACCAACAGCAGCAGCAGCCACCACCAGCCCUGCCCCCAGGCUCCCAGCCUAUCCCACCUGCGGGCACUGCUGGGCCACCCGCAGUUCACAGCUUGGCCAUGGCUCCGGCCUCUGUGGCCCCUGCUCCUGCUGGCAGCGGGGCCCCUCCUGGAAGCAUGGGCCCCUCUGAACAGAUUGGGCCCGCAGGGUCAACGGCAGGGCCGCAGCAGCAGCAGCCAGCUGGAGCCCCCCAGCCUGGGGUGGUUCCGCCAGGGGUACCCCCCCCUGGACCCCAUGGCCCCUCACCGUUCCCCAACCAACAAACUCCUCCCUCAAUGAUGCCAGGGGCAGUGCCAGGCAGCGGGCACCCAGGCGUGGCGGCCCAGAGCCCUGCCAUUGUGGCAGCUGUUCAGGGCAACCUCCUGCCCAGUGCCAGCCCACUGCCAGACCCAGGUACCCCCCUGCCUCCAGACCCCACGGCCCCAAGCCCAGGCACAGUCACCCCUGUGCCACCUCCACAGUGA